AUGAAGUCGGUGGCCGCCCUUCUCCUGGUGGGGAUGCUCAUCCUCUGGACAGAGCUGCCGACAGGCAGCGCCUGGUCCUGCCCACCCGUCCGCAUCACCUGCAUGAUGGUCAACCCACCAAACAAGUGCAACACUGAUCAGGAUUGUCCACGGCACACAAAGUGCUGCAGGUCCUACUGUGGGCGGAGAUGCAUCUCACGUCCAUCUUCCAUCCCUGUCUUCUACG
Molecule: messenger RNA, 226 nt
Organism: Opisthocomus hoazin
Lineage: Eukaryota; Metazoa; Chordata; Aves; Opisthocomiformes; Opisthocomidae
Product: caltrin-like protein 2
Cellular component (GO): extracellular region
Molecular function (GO): peptidase inhibitor activity
Source: RefSeq, a predicted model, not a curated record